Beta vulgaris subsp. vulgaris (sugar beet) is the source of this 2301-nucleotide messenger RNA. RefSeq names its product probable aspartyl aminopeptidase. Lineage: Eukaryota; Viridiplantae; Streptophyta; Magnoliopsida; Caryophyllales; Amaranthaceae. Gene Ontology annotation, biological process: proteolysis. The coding region runs from base 302 to 1765 and encodes 487 amino acids. The record is from RefSeq and is a predicted model, not a curated record. The transcript has 12 exons. Gene Ontology annotation, molecular function: aminopeptidase activity; zinc ion binding.
UCUCGAGUAGCUCGCGAGUCAUUUUGCUUUAAUUUGAACACCCUUCUAAAGUUCUAAUGCGUAUAAAACCUCAUCCCUCUUCACUGAAGCAAAAGUGCCCCAACUCUACCCCCCUCGCUCUCCGGAAGGUGGAAACCCGAGAACCUCCCCAAAUCAUUCAGUCUCUUUGAUCAUUUUGAUCUCUAAAGUUGUAAUUUUUUGUAAUAUUCAACUAAAUUAAUCAACGAGUCUUAAUAGAUUGGGAGAGUCCUUAGAAGGGAGUGUGUGCGCGAUUGUCAAACGGGAAAAGGAAGUAGAGAACAUGGCAAAGCAGCAUGAUGCAAAUUCAGUUGCUUCUGAUCUCAUAGAUUUUCUGAAUGCUUCUCCAACUGCUUUCCAUGCCGUUGAUGAAGCUAAGAGACGUUUGAAGGACGCUGGAUUUGAACAACUUUCCGAGAGGGAAGAUUGGAGUUUACAAGCUGGAAAGAAAUAUUUCUUUACUAGAAAUUACUCCACAAUUGUUGCUUUCGCCAUUGGUAAAAAGUAUGUUGCUGGUAAUGGAUUCCAUAUAGUUGGUGCUCAUACAGACAGCCCUUGCUUGAAACUGAAGCCAGUAUCCAAGGUAACUAAAGGAGGUUAUCUAGAGGUUGGUGUCCAAACAUAUGGAGGUGGAUUGUGGCACACAUGGUUCGACCGGGACUUGGCAGUUGCCGGACGUGUGGUGGUCAAACAAGUGCAAGAUGGUUCGCCUUCAUACUCUCAUCGGCUUGUCAGGAUUCAAGAUCCUAUAAUGCGAAUUCCUACCUUAGCUAUUCACUUAGACAGGGGUGUUAAUGAUGGGUUCAAGCCAAAUACACAAAGUCAUCUUGCUCCUGUCUUGGCGACAUCAGUAAAGGAAGAGCUCAAUAGGACUGUUAAUGAAAUCGAUUCAAUUAAUAAUGGGGAUCAGACUGAGGCAAAGAAAUCUACUGACGAUUUGAAAACCAAGAAUCAGAAACAUCAUUCCCUUUUGCUUAAGCUUCUAGCGAAGGAGAUUGGCUGUGAACCUGAUCAUAUAUGUGAUUUUGAGUUGCAAGCAUGUGAUACUCAACCGAGCAUUAUAGCUGGUGCACUCAAGGAGUUUGUCUUUUCAGGAAGGCUUGAUAAUCUUUCAAUGUCAUUUUGUUCUUUGAAGGCAUUAAUAGAUGCUACAUCCACUGAGGGUAGUCUUGAUGAUGAAGUUGGUGUCAGAAUGGUGGCACUUUUUGAUCAUGAAGAAAUUGGAUCUAAUUCAGCCCAAGGAGCUGGAUCUCCUGUCAUGUUGGACGCUAUAUCCAGAGUCACUAAUGCCUUUUGCUCAAAUGUUAAGAUGCUUGAAAAAGUUGUGCAGAAAAGCUUUUUCGUAUCAGCGGACAUGGCUCAUGCGUUACAUCCUAACUACAUGGACAAACAUGAAGAGAAUCAUCAGCCCAAGCUGCAUGGGGGAUUGGUUAUCAAGCACAAUGCCAAUCAACGUUAUGCAACAAAUGCUGUAACUUCUUUCAUAUUCAAGGAAAUAGCACUUAAACACAAUCUUCCUGUCCAGGAAUUUGUGGUGCGAAAUGACAUGCCUUGUGGCUCCACAAUCGGUCCCAUUCUGGCUAGUGGUGUAGGAAUUCGCACAGUCGAUGUGGGUGCUCCGCAACUAUCAAUGCAUAGCAUAAGGGAAAUGUGUGCAGUUGAUGAUGUAAUGCAUUCAUAUAUGCAUUUCAAAGUCUUCUAUAUGGAGUUCUCUGAUCUGGACUCAAAGCUAGCAGUGGAUGCUUAAAGUCUACAUUAGUAACAUGCUGCUCCAGCCUCCAGCCACUUCCAGGAUGUCAAAUUUUGGUUGCCUCGACACUGUCAUGGGGUAGCAAGCACAGUCAUUGCUUCACGAUCAUUAUAGUUUUUCCUUUUCCUCUCUGAAUCAAUGAGAGCACCAGUUGAUGUUGUCAAAUAAUCUGCCAUUGUGUGCUUUUUCUCAACUUGUGCUUGAAAAUGAUAGAACUGAAGUUACAAAACACCUCUACUGAGUAGAUACAAAGAAAGCUCAAAAUUGCAGCAGAAUUUAGUAUCAAUUGCAUUCUUCUGAAGUUAGCAGAUCGGAAAGUAAGAAAUACAUGUGAACUGUAGCUAGAGUGCAUAGAGUACAAACUAUUACUAAAUUUCCGAUGUCGUCACCGUUGUAAGACGAUUCAAAUGUGGGGUUUCAACAGUUUGUGUGGCUGGGUUGUGUCAUGUGUGCUUGUUAUGGUUGGAGCUCCUCCAACAGUUACUCCUUGCGCUUGAAAUUUGAAGUCUAGCCGUCUUUUUUUCUCUCUUUAA